GAGGGGGCAGUUCUCCAUACAGCCCUCCCUGCUCCCCGGGGACAGAGCUGGGCUUCCACCAGCCUCAAUGAGCCUCCCCAUUCAUUCCCCACCCCCUCCCAGCCUGAUGCAGGAACCAGGCAGCCGCCGCAGACUGAAACAGAGGAGGCUGGAGCAGCGCAGGCAGCGAUGUACGGUGUGUGCGGCUGUUGUGGAGCGCUACGUCCUCGCUACAAGCGGCUGGUCGAUAAUAUAUUCCCCGAAGACUCCGAGGAUGGACUCAUCAAAUCCAACAUGGAGAAGCUGACCUUUUAUGCUCUUUCGGCUCCCGAGAAAUUGGACCGAAUCGGUGCCUACCUUUCGGAGAGGCUGAGCAGGGAUGUGGCGCGGCACCGCUACGGUUACGUGUGCAUCGCUAUGGAAGCCCUCGACCAGCUGCUCAUGGCCUGUCACUGCCAGAGCAUUAACCUGUUCGUGGAGAGCUUCUUGAAGAUGGUGGCCAAGCUCCUGGAGUCGGAGAAGCCUCACCUGCAGAUCCUGGGGACCAACUCGUUUGUGAAGUUUGCCAACAUAGAAGAGGACACCCCGUCCUACCACCGCAGCUACGACUUCUUUGUGUCCCGCUUCAGCGAGAUGUGCCAUUCGAGCCACGACGAUGUGGAAAUCAGGACUAAGAUCCGGAUGGCCGGCAUCAAAGGUUUACAAGGAGUCGUCCGGAAGACUGUGAACGAUGAGCUUCAGGCCAAUAUCUGGGACCCGCAGCACAUGGACAAGAUCGUCCCCUCCCUGCUGUACAAUCUCCAGCACGUGGAGGAGACGGAGAGCCGCUCUCCGUCACCACUGCAGAGUACGGAAAAGGAGAAGGAAUGCCCGGCGGAGCUGGCAGAGCGCUGCCUGAGGGAACUACUGGGGAGAGCUGCCUACGGGAACAUCAAGAACGCCAUCAAGCCCGUCCUGAUGCAUCUGGAUAACCAUUCCCUGUGGGAGCCGAAGACCUUCGCCGUGAGAUGCUUUAAGAUCAUCAUGUACUCCAUACAGCCGCAGCAUUCCCAUCUGGUCAUUCAGCAGCUGUUGGGACAUCUGGAUGCCAACAGCAGGAGCCUGGCCACGGUUCGCGCAGGCAUCGUGGAAGUUCUGUCUGAGGCAGCGGUCAUUGCAGCCACGGGAUCCGUAGGUCCCACUGUGUUGGAAUUGUUUAACACUUUGCUGAGACAUCUGAGACUGAGCAUCGACUACGAGUUAACCGGCAGCUAUGACUCCACUAUAAACAUUGGUACCAAAAUUAUCAAGGAGCACGAAGAGAGGAUGUUCCAGGAGGGGAUCAUAAAGACCAUCGGGUCUUUUGCGAGGACGCUGCCGACGUACCAGAGAUCCGAAGUCAUGCUGUUUAUAAUGGGGAAGGUACCGCUUCCAUCCUUACAUCACCAGAUGGACCCGGGCAAAAUGGGGGAAAACAGGAAUCGUCUGAUCCAGAUCAUGCUGCUGAAGUCUCUGCUUCAGGUCUCCAUGGGCUUCCAGUGCAGUAACAUGCUAACUGCCCUGCCCAACUCUUUCCUCGACCCCUUACUGUCCGCCGUGUUGAUGGAAGACACCGAAAUCCGUCUCCUGGUCCUGGAGACCCUCGUCUGCCUCAUUGAUCGCCACGGAAACAGGCGCAAAUUUUCAACCAUCAGCACCGUGCCAGAUAUCGCCGUUCUGAAGCUCAAAGUCGAUAAAUGUUCCAGACAGGACACUCUCUUUAUGAAGAAGCAUUCCCAACAUCUGUAUCGGCACAUCUACCUGAGCUGCAACGACCCCAGCAACACCCAGGCGCACUACGAGGCUGUGUACGGCCUUCUGGUUAUGAUAAGUAUUGAGUUGGCCAAUGAAGAAGUCGUGGUGGACCUCAUCCGGCUGGUUUUGGCCAUCCAGGAUAUGGCUAUAAAUAACGAAGACAACCUCCCCGCGUACAGCCGCUGCGCCAUGCAUGCGCUCUGUGCCGCGUAUCUCAACUUGAUCAGCCAGCUCACCACAGUGCCAGCGUUUUGCCAACACAUACAUGAGGUUAUAGAGAUGAGGAAGAAGGACGCUCCUUAUUUGCUUCCAGAAGAUGUGUUCUCGGAGAAGCCUCGGUGGUCGAAGAGCGUGGAGCACACUCAAAGCGACCUGCUCUUCCUGCAGAGUAAAGUGAGUGAGGUCCUGGGAGGCAGCGGAUACAACUCAGACCGACUGAGCACCCCGUACGUCCCUCAACUAACAGAUGAGGACAGGUUGUCCAAGAGGAAAAGCAUUGGAGAGACCAUAUCGCUGCAGGUCGAAGUCGAGUCCAGGAACAGCCCCGAGAAAGAGGAGAGAGCUCCGGCAGAGGAAAUCACAUUUGAGACUUUGAAGAUGGCCAUAGACAGCGUUGCCGUAGAAGAACAAGAAAGGGAAAGAAGGCGCCAAGUGGUGGAAAAAUUCCAGAAGGCUCCUUUUGAAGAAAUUGCAGCACAUUGUGGAGCCAGGGCAACGUUGUUACAAAGUAAACUCAAUCAGAUUUUUGAGCUGACCAUUCGGCCGCCUCCAAGUCCAUCCGGUACAAUCACCGCCGCGUACGGCCAGACCCCAAAUCACUCGAUACCGGUGUACGAGAUGAAGUUCCCAGACCUGUGUGUCUACUGACCGACGGGACAACCUUCCGAAGACAAACGGACUGAGAAUAAAGCCUCGCGCAUGGUUAUCUGUCCUCCAUCCCCAGAGCGUAGACCGGUUCAUCAUCUCCCGAACGCCACUUCUUCAGGACUGAAAUCACAGAGCCCCGACAGCCCUUCGGCGGGUUCCUGACGUGCGCUCCGUGUCCCGUUACUGUUCCUUUUUGGUGCGCUCUACGUCCAAACAGAACGCAAAGCAGAGAGAUGGCGUGAAAACAAUGGAGGCUUGGGAAUGAUUUGUAAGGGGAUACUACCUAGAAUCCAAAUGUUCUACCCCCCACCCCCACCACCAACCUAUGAACUGUCUCUGCUGAGUAGUACUAAGCCAACACAACAUAACAAACUUUUAGGGGUAGAUUCACUUAGUGCAGAGCCUUGUAGUCAGCGGUGAGAAAAGCCUUUUUAUGAUAGUACGGGUUUAACGAGAUCGAUUUCGUUCUGUCGGUGAGUCUCUCCUCCUUCCAUAACAGGUGGGAUCUGUAAGUGGGUGAUGCCAGGCCGGUGCGUCAUUCCAUACAUUUACAUGGCAACGUUAUUCUAACCAG
Messenger RNA from Spea bombifrons (plains spadefoot toad), 3193 nucleotides. It is a transcript of the gene EFR3B, whose product is annotated as EFR3 homolog B. The transcript has 23 exons. Gene Ontology annotation, biological process: protein localization to plasma membrane. The record is from RefSeq and is a predicted model, not a curated record. Gene Ontology annotation, cellular component: plasma membrane. Bases 169 to 2619 code for a protein of 816 amino acids. NCBI's taxonomy places the organism in Eukaryota, Metazoa, Chordata, Amphibia, Anura, Pelobatidae.